AUGCCAUGCGACAAGAUCCAGAACCUACCAGACCACGGGACCUUGCGCCCGAGAAAGUCCCACCGCCACCUCCGCAACCACCCACCAGACUACGUGACCCUGCACCCAAGAAAGUCCCACCGCCACCUCCACCCACCAGUGACCCUGCACCCAAGAAAGUCCCACAUGAUGGACGCGGAUUUGCGCAGUGGAGUCACCCAUGGAGGAAGACCAAACACUGGGAUUGAGGUCAGGCUGCAAUGCUGGGAUUUUCCUGGACAACAAGAGUAUGCGCUACUGAACCGGAUCUAUUUCUCGAAGGGCGCUAUUUACUUGGUGUUCUUUGACAGGACCGGGAACAUGGAUACAGAAUGGCGACACAUUUCUUUCUGGCUUUGGGCCAUAGCACACUAUUCGAAAGAACACAAAGCCAAGCCACCAAUUUUUCUCCUUGGAACCAAAGCCGCUACAAGCACUUUGGAUGAGACGGAGCUCCAAAGGAGGCUCGAAGAGCUUCAGAAAAGGGUUCCAUACCUGAAGCAAAUCUUACGAUCACAUCCUCCUGACUCCAAGAGUGAUUGCAAGUGGCUCGUACCAGUAGAAAACAAGGGUCCGGAGUUUGCAACAUGGAUACAACCUUUGCGCUCGCAACUGGAGCGAGUAUCCUUUCAGAUGGUCACCGAGCCUGACAUUUGGAAGAACACUUAUCCAGACGAGGAUAUGCCCGAGUUUGUGGGCACGCAGGCAAAGACCUUCCCCAUGCGAUGGCUACGAGCCCAUGAUUUGCUAGUGGAAUUUGGCCAAGGCUUCAGGGCCACAGCUCAAUUGGCUGAACUUGAGAAGGCGGCAGAUUUGAAGAAGCGCACGGUGGGAGAGCAAAGAGUUCGAAUCACUGCAGAUUUGAGAGCGAAGAUUUCAGGCACAUGGCUGGCAGUACCGUCAGGGGCCUUCAUAGAACUGGAAGACGAGGCAUGGCCUUCAAAGGAGCUGGCUUCACAAGAUGAGGUGAACAUUUGCGUGACUUGCGAUUUCCUGGAGCUAUCAGUUAUUAAACGCUUUCUCCGUGGCAUGCUUCCUUUGGGGCUAUCUGGUCAGGAUACUGAGGACUUGUUGAGCCUCCUGAACGACAUGGGAAUCCUGGUGUGGCUGGAAGAGGAAGAGCAGACUUUGCGCGAUGAAGAGCAGUCUCUCCGACAUUUGGUCAUGCUCAACCCGAAGAAGCUUGCGGUGGCAAUGGCGCGAUUGAUGACAGUCUGCUUUGGCGCAGAGAACUUUGAGCAUGGUGACGACAUCAAGAAGUCAGUGGAGGAUGUUUGCACAAGCGCUGGCCCUCAAGAUGUUCGCCGUUUUCGCUCAACUGGAGUUGCAACCAAGGAUUUGAUCGAGAGAGUCUGGGAGAAGGAGUUUGAAGAUCAGGAUCGUCGGCAGUUCAUCUUGGAGGUAUUGCUUAGAAGGAACCUCAUUUGCCCACGACUUGUCCAGGGAGAGUUUGUGGUUCCCAGCUGCCUACCAGUAGCGCACUGUGCAGAAGAGAGGUUUACAGAGACAGAUGCAGCUUUAUACCUUGAUCUUGGUGGAUUGUUGUCACCAAACUUUUUUCCAGAUUUGUCACGUCAAAUAUAUUCGGUCGAGAAAGGAUCCGAAACUCUCACGCCCGGGCCACCUCAAGUUUUUCGCAACCUUGGUGAUCUACAUUCCAAUGAUUGCUCGGUGUUUACAUCUUUGUUUCCUGGCAGUGCCCGCGAUAGCAGCAAGAGUUUGCUGCGAAUCCUUGUCAAAGGAGACAGCAAAGACACGAACAUGAGAGUAGCUCAAGAAGUGAAGAAGCUCUUGUUAGAGGACGUCAUGGGAUUCCAGCCAGGCUUUGAGGCAGAGCAGGAUCCCAUCGUGUUUUUUAGCUUGCAAAACGUCGGGGGAAGCCAGAUGUCUUUUGAAGAUUUUUACAGGUGCACACCCUGCUUGGAUUCGAGAUGUGCCCAGACUUGUUUGCAGUGCAUGUUGUGGGGCUUGCUGCAAGAGCGAUCUCGGUGUGACUUGAGUGAGCAUCUUCAUGGCAUUGUAAAACAUGCAGCCUUCCAACGUCACACCCGCCCUUCUGGCAGCUUUCGCUUCAGCGCGAUGAGCUAUCCAGGGGACGUGGAUCUGGAGGAAUACUUGGUCGUGACUGCCUCCAAGCCAGCUGAAGCUUUCAAAGAAUUGGCCAGACUGGUCAAGGCCAAGGUGGGAGGUUUGAGCAAAGGAGGAUCUCAAAUCUUCUUCAAGGGUCUCAAAGCUGGUUCCAAGAGCCAAAACAAAGAUGAAAGCAAGAAGGAGUGGCUCACUUGGUCUCAGGAAGAGAUACAGAAUGGUACCAAGGAUGGGAUCGAACUGGAGGAGGCCUUAGAACAAGGGCACGAGAGCUGGACAGCAAAGAUGGACCUUUUCGCCAAGGAAGGGCAGAUUCAAACCAUCACCAAGGAGAAGGAUUUUCUGCACGUAGUCGAGAUUUGCUUGGUAAAGUAUUCCGGUGAAGAACCCAACGUCUUGAAGUACAUCAAACGGCUUUGGGAGAGAAGUGCCUACCUGGCACAACGUGGCUUUGAUCUGGCUUGGCACGUGACCAUCCUGAAAUCGUUGAAGCCCUUGCUCUGCCACUGGGCUGCAGAGCUCUGUCAGAUGGCCGCCCAUGUUGAGACGCUGACGAAGAUGUUGAAGUGUUCCGACCUAGAAGUGCUCGAACAUGCGCGUUCGGACCUGCCGAUCCUGCGUCAAAGCCUAAAGGACAUGGAGACCAGGCUGAAGAAGGUCCAAGAGAAAGAGAAGAGGGCUGCCCAGGAUGGGCUCGAAAGUAUUCAGGAAGCUCUCAAAUAUAUCGCUGAAGAUGCUUCUGCAGAUGAAAAAAGGCUUUGCAAAGCGCAGCUCUUGUUGGAAAGUUGCGUCGAGACGGUGCUCAUCAGCGAGCUGGGUUCCUUCGAAUCCCCAGUCGCCAAACGAUUGGGCGGUCGGUGGGAGUUUCCUUCGGACCACCCUCCGAUAGCGGCCAAUCUCAGUCUGAGGAAGCACUCCAUCAAGGUGGUUUCUUGGAACGUCUUGAAUCGCCACUACUACAAGUAUAUCGAUCUUGACACCCAAGGUUUGAAGGACUCCCUCAUAACAAGGUUGCAUCAGGAAGGAUCAAGGGAGGUGGAGAUCGUCAGGAGAAUUAGAGAGAUGAUGGGGAAGGACUUCAGAAUUGUGUGCCUCCAGGAAUGCUGGCCAGAGCUGCUCAUAGAUCUUCAGAAAGACUUGGACCAGGGCCCAACUCCGAAGUUUCAUAUGGCUUGCACUGGGCAAUCAACGGACAAGAACCAAGAGGUCAUCAUCUACCAUGAAGAGCUGAAGUUGCUCAACAUGAAGCAUCAUGCCUACAAAAGCAACCCCAAGAAGGCUGUAGUGACGGAGGCCCUCUUUGCGCUUGAUGGGACGGUGACACUUCGUGCCGUGACAACGCAUGUGCCUGGUGAUCCCUUUGGACCUGCUCGCAGGGAAUUUGCGGACUGCCUGGUCUCGAUCGUCUACGGCGAAGAGCUUCCGACGGUGCUGUUGGCCGAUCUCAACUUUCCAGAAAAGGCGGUGCAGCCACUUCUGCUUGACCGUGGGCUUGAGGAUGUAUACUUCGUGCCCAUCCCUUAUCCCACAAAUAUUUGUCAGGGAUCCUUGCUGCCCAAGAGGAUCGACAGCAUUGCAGUCAUCAACCACAAGGCAGUUCAGCCGGAGAAGCAGCUGAAGGCCACAAAGAUUGAGCCUGAAGAGCUGCUCGAAGGCCUUGAGCAAGUCGUGAAGCUUCUCAAGUCCAGGCGCAGCCCGGGUCGCAGACUGUUGAAGGGCCGCGCACGGUUAUGGUGA
This is a messenger RNA of Durusdinium trenchii, 3843 nucleotides long. Lineage: Eukaryota; Dinophyceae; Suessiales; Symbiodiniaceae. The record is from the annotation of a GenBank genome assembly.